Miscanthus lutarioriparius is the source of this 300-nucleotide messenger RNA. The record is from the annotation of a GenBank genome assembly. NCBI's taxonomy places the organism in Eukaryota, Viridiplantae, Streptophyta, Magnoliopsida, Poales, Poaceae.
AUGGCCACUUCGCUCGCCUGUGCUGGCUUCUUCUUCGACACCGAGCCGAUCGGCGAGCCCCGCCUGCCUGCGUUGAACGCGUGCGCGCUCUGCUCCAAGCCGCUCACCCGCAACAGCGACAUCUUCAUGUACAAGGGGGACACCCCGUUCUGCAGCGAGGACUGCCGCUACGAGCAGAUGCACCACGACGCGGCCUACGCGAGGCAGGCCAGCCGCAGCCGGUGGAAGCAGCAGCAGCAGUCGCAGCGGAGCAGAGGAGCCUCUGUGGUCGCCAAGGCAGACGUGUACGUGGCCAGCUAA